This is a messenger RNA of Andrographis paniculata, 1812 nucleotides long. RefSeq lists its product as uncharacterized. The transcript has 14 exons. Gene Ontology annotation, cellular component: membrane; GPI-anchor transamidase complex. Gene Ontology annotation, biological process: protein localization to cell surface; attachment of GPI anchor to protein. The record is from RefSeq and is a predicted model, not a curated record. Bases 133 to 1542 code for a protein of 469 amino acids. NCBI's taxonomy places the organism in Eukaryota, Viridiplantae, Streptophyta, Magnoliopsida, Lamiales, Acanthaceae.
AAUUUGCAGAUAAACCCUUAAAUUCUGAAGCGCAGGCGUUGCUCUUUCAACGACGUCGUUUAGUUCGAGAACGACGGAUCCAAUUUCCGAUCUGCAAAUUGAGUAAAGAGCAAGCAAUCCUUGCAAGAAUCCAUGGAGGAGAAGCCCGAGAUUGGCCGUAAGAUGAAGCAGCUGGGGUUUUGGAAAUGGGCGAUCGCUUCCGUCAUUUUCAGGCUGAUUCUUAGCUACUUUUCGAAAAAUCUCAACCUCUCCACUCGCCCCGAAGUUUCUACACCCAUCACCAGCCUGCGCCGCCUGGCUGAGGGCUACUGGCUGAAGCAUUUGUCAAUGUCGCCGUAUUCUGGUUCGAUGUACCAUGGAUCGCCUCUAUUGCUUUCUAUCUUGGGUCCUCUUACUGAUAAAAAGAUUGACGGGCAGCUUAGUUAUCUAUUAUGCAGCCUCGUUUCAGUUAUUGCAGAUUUUACCAGUGCAAUUCUCAUCCGUGCUACCGGACACAAUCUUGUAACAGCACAGAGUCGCAACUUGAAAGCGUUGGGGCUUAAUAAAUUGUUCCAAGAUAUAGAAAUUCUGCCAUCUGGUGACAUUGCUGCCCUUGUAUAUUUGUGGAACCCUUUCACAGUUAUCUCUUGUCUUGGUUAUAAUACCUCACCUGUUGAAAACCUUUUUAUCAUCUUAUCAAUUUAUGGAGCUUCUUCAGGGAAAAUACCUUUGGCUGCUUUUGGCUGGGUUAUAGCUUCACAUUUGUCUCUUUAUCCGUUGAUUUUGGUCAUACCGGUGGUUUUUUUAAUAGGUUGCGGUCUGGAUGCACCCCCGAAAACAUUGUGUGUGCAAAGUAAACUUAAAGGUGAAAAAGGAAGAUCAGCUGAUCAUGGUGAAUCAAAGUCACUGACUGAUAAACUUACAAAAGAUUCAAGUAUCUCCUGGAAGCGAGUCAUUCUCUUCUUUUUGUGGGCAUCCCUAUGGGCCUCCUACUUGUUAAUCUUAUGUGCCGUGUCUAUGAAAGAUCAUGGUGGUCUUGGGGAGAUGUUUAAGAGGACCUAUGGAUUUAUCCUAACUGUUAAAGAUUUAUCUCCUAACAUAGGUGUCUUAUGGUACUUCUUUGCAGAAGUUUUUGAUUUUUUCAGGAAUUUUUUCCUGAUAGUUUUUCAUGUGAACAUUAUGUUCAUGAUAUUGCCUUUAGCCAUCCGCCUAAGUCAUAGGCCCUGCUUUCUGGCCUUUGUUUACUUGGCAAUCUCUGCCGUGCUAAAGUCUUAUCCAUCGAUUGGGGACUCAGCUUUGUACUUGAGUUUACUGAUGUUGUUUGUUAAUGAGCUAUCAGAAAUGCAAUUUUCGUUCUUUCUCUUUUGUGGAUAUGUUGGGGUUUCACUUUUAAGCCCUAUAAUGCACAAUUUAUGGAUUUGGAGGGGAACCGGAAAUGCAAACUUUUACUUUGCAACUGCAAUAGCCUAUACUUGUUUCCAGAUCAUUCUCGUGGUGGAAAGUGUGAGCGCAAUGCUUAAUUAUGAUCGAAAAAUCCGAAAGCUAUGCAGUAGUACUUACUAGAUAGGUAAACAUAUAGGGAGUUUUCGAGGGUACCUAGUAGAUCUUCUGUUGAGCUGUGUUGUCGCUUGUAGAUUGUAAAAUACAGUUUUAGUUUGGUUGAAGCAUUGUUUCCAAUCGAAGAUCAUACUGUGCAGCAUUCUCUUGCGAUUUGUUUGAGCUCCUUUUUUCGAGGCCUUGAUAAAAGGGGCAAAGACAACUUGUUGCAAAAAAAUUACUGUUGUAGAAGCAUCAUAUUUUCCACAAAAGAAUCUACUUUUUCCCAUGACAUGA